Teleopsis dalmanni is the source of this 1121-nucleotide messenger RNA. RefSeq lists its product as uncharacterized. Gene Ontology annotation, biological process: sperm DNA condensation; spermatogenesis. Bases 247 to 930 code for a protein of 227 amino acids. The transcript has 5 exons. Lineage: Eukaryota; Metazoa; Arthropoda; Insecta; Diptera; Diopsidae. The record is from RefSeq and is a predicted model, not a curated record.
CUUUCCUAAAAUUCGUAAAGUUAGUUUCAAAUUUAAUGAUAAGAAUUUAGCAAAAGUUUCAAAUGUAUUCCGAUAACUUCAUUGAACUUCAAAGGAGACAUUGUUGAUUGGACUCAGUUUAUUUGAACUCGAUUUUGAUGAGAACUGCGGCUGCAGAAAUAUAUUUUUGAUCUUUUUUUUUUUGAAUCGCUCUCAAGGAUUUUGAAGACUACAUCAUCCAAAAAACCAUAAAAUUUCUUUAGUAAAAUGGCACGUUGUAAGGCACGGAAGAAAAAAAUUGCACAGAAGAAAAAAUCCAUACAGAAGAAGUGUGAACAGAAGAAGAAAUGUGCCCGACCUGGACCGAUUACAAGAAAUCCUUUCUUCAAUUUCUUACGGGAAUUGCGGCAAAAUGGUUGUACGGCUGACAUAAUUGAGACUGCCAAGUGCGGUGCUAAAUUAUGGAAUUUAUUAACUCCGGAACAAAAGCAAAAAUACUGCAAAAAACUUCCAAAGAAACGUAAGAAUCCAAAUCAAGCUGCUUGCGCAAGAAAUCCUCCAAAAAAACGUAAAAAUUCAUGCAAAAAACGUAAAAAGAAAAUUGUAUGUGCACAGAAGAAAAAACAAGUGAAACCAAGAUGUGGUCCAUCUACACCAGCCCGCAAGCGUAAGAGAAAAAAAGCGAAGAAGGACAAAUGCAUGAAACCAGGGCCUAUUACAAAUAAUCCAUUCUUAAACUACAUACGAUACUUUAAGAAACAGAAUUGUGGUCUUUCACCCAGAGAGACAGUGCGAAGGGCUGCGUCUACUUGGAACCGCAUGACACCAGAACAAAAGAAUAAGUUUCAAGUUCAAGCAUGUAAAGUCACAACAAGUGCUCGACGCAAGCGCACAAAAUUGUGUCGUAGCGUUCUAUCUGGAGCCAGUCCUAAAGGACGCAGUAAGUGCUGAAAAAAAGAUAUCCAGAUAUAUUAAAAAAGAAUAAUUUGCAAAAGAAAUGGUGAAAAAUUUAAAAAAAGGAAGUGAAUUUACUAUCUCUUGAUAUUUAGAGAACACGAUGAAAAAAAUGCGGCAAAUAUGAAAAUUGUAUGACAUAUUCAAAGUAUGACUAAAUUCGAAAAUGAAUAUUGAAUAAAUAAAUU